This is a messenger RNA of Drosophila ananassae, 3534 nucleotides long. RefSeq lists its product as uncharacterized. Lineage: Eukaryota; Metazoa; Arthropoda; Insecta; Diptera; Drosophilidae. Bases 1 to 3534 code for a protein of 1177 amino acids. Gene Ontology annotation, biological process: proteolysis. Gene Ontology annotation, molecular function: nucleic acid binding; aspartic-type endopeptidase activity; zinc ion binding. The record is from RefSeq and is a predicted model, not a curated record. The transcript has 3 exons.
AUGGAGCAAUUAAAAGCAUUGACAAAAGGGCGCGCCAGACUCAAGGCCAAUAUCACACGGAGCUUGGCUUGGGCUGAGGACGCGCAACAUUCGAACGCCACACGGGCAGAGGUGUCUUCGCGGCUGGAGCAUCUCAACACAACAUGGAAAGACUUCAAUAGAUUUGGUGAUGAAAUAGCUAUGCUCGACGAAGUAGAUGGCUAUGUGGAUCCGGAGCAUGACAACAUAUUCUACGAGGAAAAAUAUCUAAGGGCGCAUGCAUUACUUUCGGCGAUGUUUAUGAAGCUGCCAACAACAACAAGGUCGGAUACAGCAACAUUACGGAAGGUGUCAGACGGCGCCAAUGAAAUAGUGCGUGGUUUGGAUGCCAUAGAGGAAACAGGACGAGACUGUUGGAUCAUCUACUUGACGCUGGAGAAGCUGGAUGCAGAUACUCGACGCAGGUGGAUCGAGCGCAGUGUGGAGACAGACUCACCCACACUGGAGGAAUUCUUCAAAUUUUUGGAUGCACGUUGCGAGGAACUAGAGCUCAGCAAGCGUGAAACAAUCGGAGGCAAGACUACAGCCUCAAUCGGUGACAAGGGAAGGAAGGUCACACAUUCGCUGGUUGUACUUGAAGGAAACAAGUGCAGCAAAUGUCAUUCUACAGAGCAUCGUCUGUAUGGAUGCCAACAAUUCUUGGAUAUGUCAGCAGGACAGAGGUUUUCGUUUGCCAAGGAAAACGCUCUAUGUUACAAUUGUCUGAAUCCUGGUCAUGGGGUCAGAAAAUGCAAAUCUACGUUCAAGUGCAGACAAUGUAAAGGUCAGCAUCACUCACUGUUGCACCUGCAACGCACGCAACAGGCUAUUGGAACAAUCUCUCAAACUGGUGAGGAUCAGGAGGAUCCUAGCGCACACAUUUCAACGGUGGCUACGAGUCACAUCGCACAAGCAGAAGGUUCUGCAGCAAUUGUAUGUGCACAAGGCAGUGCAAAUUCACAACAAUCAACUGGAUGGAACAGGAGCACCUUGCCUACGGCCAUGGUCAACGUUCGCAACGCAAAGGGAGAUUUGGUAGCAUGCCGACUCCUAUUGGACACGGGUUCAGAACUGUCGUACAUAUCUGAGCGCUGUAUACAAACACUUGGUUUGGCUCGUACGCCAUCACGCAUACUGGUUACGGGAAUUUCAUCAACCCAAGCAGACACUACAAGGGGAUGCAGCACUAUAAGCAUCCAAUCCCGUAUUUCGCAAAAUCAGCUGGUAGUCCAGGCUCACGUGCUUGGAAAGAUUACGUCAUCAUUGGAAAGGCAGACCAUCGACGCGUCUGUACUUCGAGUUUUCAACGAUCUGCAAUUGGCAGAUUCGCAAUUUAGCACGAAUGCCCCAAUUGACAUUCUUUUGGGCAGCGAACACGUUUGGAGUGUUAUAACUGGAAGAAAAAUCUACGACGACAAAGGAAAGCUCAUUGCUAUAUCAUCAAUUUUCGGAUGGGUAAUUACAUCACUGCUUUCAUCACGCGCAUGCAGCGCUACGGCACUUACAACAACAAUAGACAUCGAUGCUUAUCUCAGAAGGUUCUGGGAACUGGAAAGCAUACAUCGCAAAGCAGAAGUUCAACCUGAAGACGAGGAGGUGGAGAAACACUUUCUUGCAACACACACUCGAGACAAACAAGGCAAGUACAUCGUGGAACUUCCGUUUAAAGUAUCCGAAACACAAUUCGCAGAUACACUUCAAGGAGCGCUGCAGAGGUUCAAAUCAGUUGAACGACGUUUAGCACAGAAUCAACAAUUACGUAACGACUACGUAAAGUUCAUGAGGGAAUACCAGGAGCUAGGACAUAUGCGAGAAAUCUCACCGAGCGAAAUUCCCAAGGGUAGGAAUUUCUACUUGCCACAUCAUCCCGUAUUGGGUCGGAAUCUUAGAGUGGUUUUCGACGGCUCAUAUCAAGACGCCAAAGGCAUGGCAUUAAACGACACGCUCUCAAUCGGACCGAGUAUUCAGCGAGACCUAUUUGCUGUGUGCUUGCGAUUCCGUAUGUACAAAUACGUCUUUUCAGCGGACAUAGUCAAGAUGUUCCGUCAAAUAUGGGUGAGCGAAAAACAUAGAGACUAUCAAAGAAUCGUAUGGAGAGAGGAUCCCUCAGAUCCUAUCAAGCACUUCCAACUAUGCACGGUGACGUAUGGAACAUCAUGCGCACCAUUUCUAGCAGUCAGAGUGCUAGAGCAACUAGCUGCUGACCAUAAGCACGAGUUUCCGAACGCAGCAAAAAUCGUGUUGGAGGACUUCUAUGUCGACGACGUUCUCACUGGAGCAAAUAGUGAGGAUGAGCUGCUACGCAACAGGGACGAACUGGUCCAACUGAUGUCCUGUGCUAACCUAGAGCUCGGGAAAUGGGUAUCGAAUACCAAACGCAUCAAAUCGGAGGAUAACACGGAUUCCUCACAAUCACCAGUCAAAGUGCUAGGGCUGCAUUGGCACCCUGGAGAGGACACAUUGUCAUACAAUGUAAACCUAUCGGAAGACCCUCGCUGCACCAAGAGGCAAGUGUUGUCGGAUGUCUCACAUGCAUCCACCAAGGCGUACUCAGCGGUGGUAUACAGCCGAGUGGUUAACGACGAUGGAACCAUUUCGGUCGCCAUACUUGCUGCAAAAACCAGAGUGGCACCUUUGAAGCAGCAGUCUUUGCCGCGCCUGGAACUAUGUGGCGCACUUCUAUUGAGUCAACUUCUGCAAUCCAUAAAAGCUGGACUAAUGAACAACGACGUAACGAUCUACGCAUGGAGUGAUUCGACGAUAGUCCUGUCAUGGUUAUCGUAUUUACCAGCCCAACUCAAGACGUUUGUUGGGAACCGCACUUCAGAAAUCCUCGAAACCAUCCCGAAGCAUGCAUGGCGGCAUGUAGACUCAAAAUCGAACCCAGCGGAUUGCGCAUCCCGUGGCUUGGGAGUAUCCGAGCUCAUUGACUUCCAAUUAUGGUGGAAGGGUCCUUCAUGGCUGAGGGACAAGGAACAAUUCUUGGAAAGGUUGAACAAUACUCAUAACUGUACUUCUCUUUCAGACAAACGCAUACAAGACGAAGUCAAAACUACCUGCCUAGCUGCGCAGACGAAUGUCACGACGGACAACCCAUGGGAUAAGCUUCUCAAUCGCAACUCAUCUUGGCUGAAGCUUAUACACACACUUGCUUACGUUUUGCGCUUCAUUCAUCGCAUGAAGCACCCAUCUUCGAAACAAACAUCGAACUCUCUAACGUUCGAUGAGAUCAAGGCAGCAAGGAUUCGGUGGCUGCAACACGCUCAAGCUGGUUUUCAACAGGAGUUCCAGUUGCUACGCGCAAACAAGGCUCUAGGGAACCAAUCUCAAUUGGUCAAGAUCUCACCAAUCAUCGACAAGGACAACCUGCUAAGAGUAGGUGGACGAAUCCAACAUUCGCAGUUGUCAGCAGAGGCGAAGCAUCAGCAGCGUCCUAAGUGGACCACGCCAACCCCUAACAUUUCGAUCGGCAGCGUUGCGCUCGUCAAGGAGUCCAACACACCACCAGCAUUAUGA